This is a messenger RNA of Adineta ricciae, 837 nucleotides long. The record is from the annotation of a GenBank genome assembly. NCBI's taxonomy places the organism in Eukaryota, Metazoa, Rotifera, Eurotatoria, Adinetida, Adinetidae.
AUGGCUUCGAAAUCGAAUCUAAAGCUGAAAGAUUAUCUUUCGGAAGAUGGCAAACUUGAUCUAUCAAUUCUGAGUUUGAAAUCAGUUCCAAACGUCAAUGACAUUUUAGCCUUACGUAAAGUUAAAUCAAUUGAUUUAUCCAACAACCAAAUCGAAUCUUUACCCGAUGACUUCAUCAAACUCGAAGGUAUUCACACAUUGGACUUAUCGAGAAAUCGUCUAACGAAACUGCCGGACAACUUUGGUCAACUUAAAUCCUUGAAGCAACUCGACCUUUACGAUAAUCGCAUCAGCAAUUUACCUCUUUCUUUUUGUGAUUUGACAAAACUUGACUAUUUAGAUCUGAAAGGGAAUCCUCUAGAUGCGGACCUACAAAUUCAAGCCGGUAAAUGUUUGAAUAAGAAAGAAUGUCGAUCGUGUGCUGAGAGAGUUUUGAAAUAUAUGGACACGCAAAAGGAAGAAUUCGAUAAGGAAGAAGCGAUUCGAUUGAAAAAGAAACAAGCGAAUGAAAAGGCAAAAGCGAAAAAAAGAGAAAAACAAGCGGAGAAGGAACGAGAAGAGAAACGUUUGAAACGCCAAGAGAUCGCUCAGAAACGAUUAUUAGAAAGAGAACAACGAAAGAAAGAAGCAAAUGAACAAGAUGAUCAGAAGGAGAAUGUUCAAGACGAAAAAACAAAUGAAAAUCAAGAUAACGAUCCAGAAGAAGGAAUAAUAUCACAAAUCAUCGACGGUGUUCUCAAUAGUCUCUUACUUAGUCUAAUGACAUUUUUUACCUGGCAAUUGUAUCAGAAUCAUCGACAAUCGAUAAAUCUACAAGAUUUUUAUAAAUAUGUUUGA